This is a messenger RNA of Styela clava, 2159 nucleotides long. Its product is annotated as pyridoxine/pyridoxamine 5'-phosphate oxidase-like. The record is from RefSeq and is a predicted model, not a curated record. Gene Ontology annotation, molecular function: pyridoxamine phosphate oxidase activity; FMN binding. Gene Ontology annotation, biological process: pyridoxal 5'-phosphate biosynthetic process; pyridoxine biosynthetic process. Lineage: Eukaryota; Metazoa; Chordata; Ascidiacea; Stolidobranchia; Styelidae.
GAUUCCCCUUCCGUUGUGAGUUUAUGGUUUAUCCUUUGUUUAUUAUUGAUUUUGUUGGAUAUAAAACUGGCGCUGGCGACCUGUCGUGUCGGUUUACUGCUUGGCGGAUGCCGACAGUUAUUCGCGAUCUUUCACAUGCCCGAAACGACAAUAAGAAAAUUUACAGUUGGAAUGGCGUGCUAUGGGGACAACGAUGGCGUUGAAGAGAACAAUCUUACACAUUUGCGCCACCCUUAUUGUGGGACAGAUGAUACAUUUUUAGAACAUCAUUUGGAAUCGUCGGAUCCCAUAAAACAGUUUGCAGUUUGGAUGAACGAAGCUAUUGCCCACAAAGGAGUAAUAGAAGCUAAUGCCAUGUCAUUAUCUACUGUAAGUAGUGAUGGAAAACCUAGUUCUAGAAUGGUUUUAUUAAAAGGAUUUAAUAAAGAUGGUUUUAAAUUUUACACAAACUAUAAUAGCCGAAAAGCCAAUGAGAUGGCAACAAAUGCAAAUGUUGCUUUAAUGUUUUAUUGGAACACAAUGCAUCGAUCUAUUAGAAUCGAAGGUAAAGCCACGAAAAUAGAAACAUCAAAUAGUACUGAAUAUUUUUCCACAAGACCUAGAAAAAGCCAAAUUGCUGCACAUGUGAGCAUCAAGCAGAGCUAUCCAAUUGAAAGUAGAGACAAACUGCUUGAGGUGGAAAAGGAUAUUGAAAAACGAUAUAAAGGUGUUGAUGUACCAAAGCCUGAAUAUUGGGGAGGAUACAUUGUAAAGCCAGAAAGUAUCGAAUUUUGGCAAGGGCAAUCAAAUCGAAUGCAUGAUCGACUAAGAUUUCGAAAAAGGGAAUCUAAUGAAAAUGUAACUACAAAUCCUUGUCUAAGAGAAGGUGAAAAUGGUUGGGUAUAUGAAAGGUUGAUGCCCUGAGUUUCACAUUUCAUUUACAAACACAGAUGGCAUAACAUUCUGACUUUAACAAAGGCAUAUAUAGAUAUUAUAUUCCACUAUGUAAAGAUAACUGUGAAAAUUUUUAGCUCUUUUCUUUGAUUUCUUUAUUUUGUCUUAGUGUUUGCGGAGUCAGAGCUAUUAUUUCGACUAAUGAUCCAGUGGUUGUCAACCUUUUUUUUUUGUGGCGCACUUUGUUGCACAAAAAAUUCGGUGAUAUCAAGGUUGCAAAUAUAGACAGACACUUCCACUUUUAUAAUUAAAAUAAGAAUUCCAUUCAGUAGCAGAAACAGCAUCAUCAUUCAUUGUUACUACAAUCAAAGUUUUAACUAAUCUAUCAAUAACUUCAGCAAUUUAUAAUCAAUAGAUUUGUGGCCAACCCGUAGGUUUCUUUGUGGACUGACCAUUUUUGCUUGACUCCGACCAUCUUGACCCCGUUUUAUUAUGUGAUUCUUUCUUCUGCUGAGAUCGGACAUACUCUUGUUUCUCUGUGUUAUUUCUGUUUAAAUCCAUUCCGUUCUGCUGGGAGAUGAAGUUCUUUACUGGCGCGACCAUAUUAUCUAACCUAUUUUACUGCUGUGAUAAUUUGCCACAGAAUAUUUGUUUGCCACCGCUCAUUAUUAAUAAACAUGUUUCCUAUGACUAAAACUUGUGAGACUGUUAAAACAGGCCAAGACUUAUCCAAUCCAAUCAACUUCAAGUGCCAACUUAUUUUUAGGUAGCACUUGUAGAAAUCAGCUAAUGAAAUUAUUAUUACUCAUAUAGGCUACUCUUGUUCUUGUUAUGAGCUUUUAUGCAAUAUCUGAUGGCUGAAAACAUUAGAAUGAUUUUAUCACUUUUAACUUUAUUUUUGUCUAUAUAUAUUACGAUUGUUGGUGAAUGGGAGCAAACGUUAAACAAUCUGUUUUGUAUAUCAAAUCUCAAAAUGAAUUUAUUUAUGCCCCACCUAGAAAUGUAUCAAUAUCAUAAAUUUUAUCCAAUUUAAAGAAAAUUGCCCACCCUCAGGAGGUUUAUAUUGUAUAAAUGUGAUUGAAAAUCUGAGGGACGACGUUUUUGUAUACUUUUUGCGCCAUUCAUACAUUUCUUUCUUAAACUGCUGAUAUUAUGCAAUCAAAGUUAUUGGAACAUUAAAUUAAAUUUCUCUUGUGUAACGAAUCACAUUGUCAAACUUAACAUUGCAAUGAAAUUUUAAAAUCUGAUCUCUGUUACUGAUUCAAUAAUACAUGUUACAACAGCAA